AUGCCCAAUCCCUAUGUGGAAGUGGAGUGCUUAGGUGAGAAGAGAACUACGCAGGUGAUCAGUGGAGCCUCUGCUUGUACCUUCAACAACUUUUACAACUUCUCGAAGCAUAUGAGCGAAGAUGACUUUACUGGUGGUGAUGCUGUGGUGGCCGUGUAUCACCAGAAGAACAGCUUUGGUUUCAAGGUGAAGUUGGGCCAAGUGACCUUUAGUCUUGAGAAGGUGUACAACCAGGACGGGCACUUGGUUCCCAAGGACUGGUUCGUCAUCGUUCUGCCCGACGAUCCAGGUAAGGGCUGCGGCUAUGUGGAGCUGUCCUUGGGUGCGUACGCACCAGGAGGUGCUGACGUGGAUGAAGCUGCUGAGGUGCAGUCGAUCAAGACGCGUGUGGUGAACUCGUUGAUCCCGGUGCUGCUGCUAGCGGCUGUGGCCUUCUACGGCUUCAGCUGUUUCGUGGCACCUGCUGAAAAGCCGCAGGUGGCGCACACGCAGGGCUUGCGAGGUGACCCUGCGGCCGCCGCCGUCUUGGGCGCCGUGGUGGCGGUGGCGCCGCAGGCCGCGUUGGCCGGGAACUCGGGCUACGCCCUGCUGCAGCUGGGCUGGGCCAUCUUCAUCAUCUCCUUGGGCCCUGCGGUGCUUGUCGUGAGUGAAGUUUUUGUGUUUUCCGAACGCUGCGAACAGAAAGUGGCAAAGGAAAACGGCGCAGAUGUGGAGUUGCCGACCAAAGAUGCGGCCAAGUCACUCUUCCAACUCACCGUGUGCAUCUACCAGGCAGAGCAGCUGGCCAUGAUCAAAGGUAUGAUGGGUUCCAGCUGUAAUCCCUUCGUCCAAGUGGACUUUAAUGGCACCUCCCAGCGCACCCAGACACAGCGGCACCCCGCACAAAAGGAUGGGACUCCGGGACUCUUUCGUGAGGACAACAGCGUCAACGUCACCGUGUUCCAUGAUGGCGGCCUCACAGGCAGUAAGGUGGAGCUGGGAGACGUAACGUUGGACAUCGACAACUUGGCUGAGGAGGCCUUGGAGCCCACCUGGUUCUACUUCUACAAGGCGCCAGAUGGCAAGAAGGAAGAAAAGUCCGAAUUUGCGGGACGCAUGUUGGUUUCUGCCAGCAUGGAACGAACGGAAACAUGGCAAGACUUGGACAUUUGGGAUGUCACAGCUCUUGAGCAGAAGAAAGGCUUCUUUGUACCCAAGGGUGCUGGUGUUGCAUCACCAUCAACCGUGUUCAAUCGUUUUGAGAAACCCAUUUUGACCAUCAACCCUGGAUCCAUUGCCAAUCCGCCCAAAGUUACGGCGGGCGUGGCCAGCUGGCAGCACUAUAUGGGACAUAGGGAGCUGCCACGCAUCAUCGACGCGGAGGUGCUGUCCUCGCAGCCAGAGCCCGAGGGCCAUGGCUUCGUAUGGAAAGGGAAGGAGAUCCGCUUGGAUCACAUGGUGCCAUGGCUGGUGGAGGAUGGAAGGAAUAUUUGA
Messenger RNA from Cladocopium goreaui, 1473 nucleotides. The record is from the annotation of a GenBank genome assembly. Lineage: Eukaryota; Dinophyceae; Suessiales; Symbiodiniaceae.